Quercus robur (English oak) is the source of this 2084-nucleotide messenger RNA. RefSeq lists its product as uncharacterized. Gene Ontology annotation, molecular function: oxidoreductase activity. Lineage: Eukaryota; Viridiplantae; Streptophyta; Magnoliopsida; Fagales; Fagaceae. The record is from RefSeq and is a predicted model, not a curated record. Bases 253 to 1953 code for a protein of 566 amino acids. The transcript has 16 exons.
AUACGACUGGUCGUAGUAUGUGCUAUGCUAUAAGCCUGUAUCAAGUAUCAACAGUUGUUUAUUACUCCCAAGUCCCAUCCCACGUGUCAAAGCUUGGUCCUUGUCAGUUGUCUUUUAGCCUCUUUAUUCAAAGGCACCAACCGUCACUCACUCAUUCUCUAAAUUUAAAAUCGUUGAUCAGAGAAGAGAGAACACAUAUCAAAUAAAACACUCUCUCCCUGAACUUCCACUUAGUACUAUUCUUCUGAGAGAAUGUGGCGAAGGUGCUUUAGCAGCAGCAGCAGCAGCGCAACCGCAACGAGCGCGUUGAAGGACAAGAAAUGGGAUGCGCUGGUCAUCGGCGGCGGCCAUAACGGCCUAACAUCCGCCGCGUACCUAGCACGCGCCGGCCUCUCCGUCGCAGUCCUCGAGCGUCGCCACGUCAUCGGCGGCGCCGCCGUGACCGAAGAACUCAUCCCUAGCUUCAAAUUCUCCCGCUGCAGCUACCUCCAGAGCCUCCUCCGCCCCUCCAUCAUCAGAGAGUUAGAGUUACGGCGACAUGGAUUGAAGCUCUUAAAGAGGAGUCCAUCUUCGUUUACGCCUUGUUUGGAUGGACGCUAUCUUCUGUUGGGACCUGAUAAGGACCUUAAUCAUUCUGAGAUUUCCAAGUUCUCCAAACAAGACGCCGAUGCUUAUCCAAGAUAUGAAAAUCAGCUAGAGAACUUCUGUAAAUUUAUGGAUCCACUUUUGGAUUCAGCACCUCCUGAAUCUUUGCAAGGUGUUUCAUCUUUCAAGGAUCGUUUCAAGAAUGGAAUACAAAAAUCAUCGUUUUGGGCUCAUUGUUUGCGGCAGGCUAUCACCUUGGGCCAAAAGGAUAUGGUGGACUUUAUGGACCUUUUAUUGUCCCCAGCAUCGAAGGUUUUGAAUAACUGGUUUGAGACAGAUGUUCUGAAGGCAACGCUUGCAACAGAUGCUGUAAUAGGAACCACGGGGAGUGUCCAUACACCUGGGAGUGGAUAUGUUCUACUUCAUCAUGUGAUGGGAGAAACUGAUGGCGAUCGUGGAAUUUGGUCGUAUGUGGAAGGUGGGAUGGGCUCGGUAUCCUUGGCUAUCAGUAAUGCUGCUAAGGAAGCUGGGGCUCAUAUUGUCACAAGUGCAGAGGUUUCACAAUUGUUGGUUGAAGACUCUGGUGCAGUGAAUGGGGUAUUGCUGGCUGAUGGUACACCAGUGCGUUCUUCAGUUGUUUUAUCAAAUGCAACCCCUUAUAAAACUUACAUGGAUUUAGUGCCUAGAGAUGUUCUUCCUGAUGAUUUCAUCCGAGCCAUUAAGUACUCAGACUAUAGUUCUGCAACAACAAAAAUAAACUUAGCAGUUGAUAAAUUGCCCCAGUUUCAAUGCUGCAAGAUAGGCCAUCCUGAUGCUGGUCCUCAGCAUGUUGGCACCAUUCAUAUUGGGUCUGAAAGUAUGGAGGAAAUUCACUCAGCCUGUCAAGAUUCUGCCAAUGGAAUACCAUCACGAAGACCAGUCAUUGAGAUGACAAUUCCCUCCGUACUAGACAAGACUAUAUCUCCACCAGGUAAGCAUGUGAUCAACCUGUUCAUUCAAUACACACCAUAUAAUCCAUCGGAUGGUAGCUGGGGAGAUCCUGCUUACAGAGAAUCAUUCGCACAAAAAUGUUUUACCUUGAUUGAUGAAUAUGCCCCUGCAUUUAGCUCAUCAGUCAUUGGCUAUGACAUGUUGACUCCACCAGAUCUUGAAAGGGAAAUUGGUCUGACAGGAGGGAAUGUCUUCCAUGGUGCUAUGGGUUUGGAUUCUCUCUUUCUCAUGCGGCCGGUAAAAGGAUGGUCAAAUUAUAGGACUCCACUCCAAGGGCUGUACUUGUGUGGGAGCGGGGCCCAUCCUGGUGGUGGUGUGAUGGGUGCACCUGGGCGUAAUGCUGCACAGCUAGUUCUUCAAGAUGUCAACAAAUCAUAAAAUUGAUAUAUUAAAAUUCCCCAGCCAUAUGGUCUGAACUGAGCUUAAAAAAAAACAAAAAACAAAAAAUAAAAAUUGAAGGCUUUUAAAAGUUCCUAUUUCCUUUUAUUCCUUUAGUAGGAUUUGCUUUA